Molecule: messenger RNA, 642 nt
Organism: Colletotrichum aenigma
Lineage: Eukaryota; Fungi; Ascomycota; Sordariomycetes; Glomerellales; Glomerellaceae
Gene: atnD-3
Product: Short chain dehydrogenase atnD
Exons: 2
Coding region: 1-642 (213 amino acids)
Source: RefSeq, a predicted model, not a curated record
AUGGCAAAUGCGGGCAUUGCAACCACGCGCUUCACUGCAGCAGAGGGACAUGAACGCAGCAUUACCGUCAAUGUGAUCAGCAACUUUCUACUGGCGUUGCUGUUGGUACCCGUUCUGAAGAGAACAGCAGAAACUUGUUCUGAUGCCACGCCUCACUUAUCUGUGGUGGCCAGCAGCGAAGUCCACGCCUGGACCGACUUACCGGAAUGGAAAACGGAAAAUACUUUCAAAAGUCUGGAUGACGAGACGAAAGCCGACAUGAACAUGCGAUACCCAGCCACGAAGCUUCUGAAAAUCCUGGUGUCUCGUGAGCUGGCAGCGAGAUUGGACGGCUCAGGCGCUGUGGUCAAUAUGCAGCAACCUGGGAGGUGUCAUUCAGAGCUGACGCGUGAGGACGGGCGGAUAACGGCUGUGUUAAAGUUCGUACUGGCUCGGUCUACUGAGGUAGGCAGUCGGACACUUGUUGCAGCCGCGUCAGCGGGGAUCGCCAGCCACGGAGCCUACAUGAGAGACGGGGAAAUUGAUAAUGAGGCUUUAUCACCUUUUGUGAGGAACCACGAUGGAGAAAUAGCGCAGAAGAAGGUGUGGGAGGAGUUGACUCGCAUUCUGGAGGAUAUUUGUUCCGGCGCAACAACGUUCUGA